CAAACUUAAAAUUUAACAAAAUUUUUUAAAAAAUAGAUCAGGUGGGUUAAUUUUAAUUGGAUUAAUUUGAUUGAAAUUUUAAGUCAGAUAAAAAUUGACGUGUCUAGUUGAAUCUAGAGGUGUUUAUUCGGAUCAUCGAGUCGAUUUUGGACGGAUGUCAUUUGGAUCUUUCAGAUUCCAAAUUGGUCAUAUUUGGGUCAUAAUCCAAUAGAUAAGUAUAAAAAUAUUUCCGCUUUGCAGUAUUUAGGAAAAAUACUGUUACUUUAUUGAUGAGAAUUGAGACCUCGAUUCUUAAACCCUAAACCUAAUACUCCAUGACACCAUCCCGCGCGCCAUUUUUACACAAUUAAGAAGAAUAAAUAUGGAAGCAACGUCAAUGGAAGUGGAAGUGGAACACCAACCAUCCCGUUCAAUUCAAACUUCAUCCAAUCGUUUCGCACUCAGAAAUUCCAUCCAAACCAAUUUCGCUGACGAUUAUGUCUUCCAAAUCACUUCCAAGGAUGAUUGGUCUGCCAUGGCGGUUUCAUUGUCCAACAACUUGGUGAAGCUCUACUCUCCUUCAACUGGACAGUAUUUGGGGGAAUGUCGAGGUCACACCUCCACUGUCAAUCAAAUAUCUUUUGCAGAUUCAUCUUCUCCGAAUCUCUUGGUCUCGUGCUCAUCCGAUGCUACAAUUCGAGCUUGGGACACAAGAAUUUUUCAAGAGGUGUCUCUGAUAAAUGCUGGUUCGUCUCAGGAGGUUUUCAGUUUCUCAGUGGGUGGAGUGAAUAAUAACAAUCUUCUUGCUGCUGGAUGUAAAUCUCAGGUAUUGCUAUGGGAUUGGAGGAAUAGAAAACAAGUUGCUUGUCUAGAGGAAUCUCAUGUGGAAGAUGUUACUCAGGUUCAUUUUGUUCCUGGUACUCAAAACAAGCUUAUCUCAGCAUCGGUUGAUGGUCUGAUGUGCCUUUUUGAUACUUCCGGAGACAUAAAUGAUGAUGAUCAUCUAUGUUCUGUGAUGAAUGUGGGGACAUCAAUAGGAAAAAUUGGGUUUUUUGGGCAAGACUACGGAAAGCUUUGGUGUUUGUCUCAUAUUGAGACCCUAAGUGUCUGGAAUUGGAAAGAGGAAAAUGUUGAAGCUGACUUUCAGGAAGCACGGUCAUUGGCCUCGAAAAGCUGGGUUCAGAAUCAGGUUGAUUAUUUUAUUGAUUGUCAUUCCUCAAUAGAAGAUGAUCGGUUAUGGCUUAUUGGAGGCUCACAUUCAGGCACCAUUGCUUACUUUCCUGUGAAUUCCAAUGAACGGGUUAUUGCCGCCCCUGAAGCUAUGCUUGAGGGCGGCCAUUCAGGUAUUGUUAGGAGCAUCUUGCCCGCUUUCAGCGUGCCUGGACGAGAUUCUCCAAACAGUGGAAUGUUUGGUUGGACAGGUGGUGAGGAUGGACGAUUAUGUUGUUGGUUAUCGGACGAGACUAGUGAUGUGAACCGUGCUUGGAUAUCAAGCACCCUCACACUGAAGCCAAGUAAGACUCGCAAGAAAAACAGGCACCAACCCUAUUAGAGAAUAGCGGUCAAGUUCAAUUCAUAUAAAUCUUGGUUUCCCCUUUACUACUAGUAUGCUCCAUUCGUGUGUUGCGCUUUGUACCGGUUCGGACCACCAUUUGUCCCAUUGCAGAUAAGUAUCAAGUUUGCAUCAAAAUGCUUCAUCUUGUUAGGUUUACAUUCCUUUUUUAAAGGUUCAUUGUAUUCUAUUUAUUUUUAAAGGUGCUAAGCUUCAAAAAAUUUUCCUAAUGUUUUUGCCAUCUUGGAAACAAAUUAUAAAGGAAAGUUGAGGGAAAACUUUCGUUUUUUUUUUUUUAUUUGAGAAAGAGAAGAGGCAGAAAGUUAUUUGUAUUUACUCUUCAACAUUUGGCUCCCUAUUUCAAAGGGGUACGGGUAUGAAUUUGUAUCAUCUUUCUCCACUCAAACCCUAUCUUCAACAGGUUGAUGAUGGUGACUCUUCAAAAUCUAACUUAUUCUAAUUGACAAUUUCUAGUACAUUCUAAAGACUAGCAAUAUAGUCAUCUGUCCAAUAGACAAUUCUAUCUUAAAUUAACAAGCUAAAUGUGGCAAUCUCUAUGAAACUGAGAAAUACAAUUCAGUUAUUUAAUAGAUCAUCUCUUAUCCUCAAUACUUUCUCCUUACUAAUCCACACUUCAUGAGAUGUUACUUAAUGAUGUCCACAAUGAAAUAUAAAUCUAGCACAUUAAGGCCAAGUUAAUUGCAGGCCAGGGAAGUGUUUGAUUUAAGAUCAAAUGCAGUUAUAAUUAGGCCAUGGUCAAAAGCGAGCUCGUUUAAGCUAAGGCCAAAUGUAGAUAGCCUGAGUUUGAACAUGGCCGAAAUAUGUCGGGGCUGAGUUUGACCUUCUUUUCCCAAACAUAGUAGGGUUGUUCUAGUACUUGUUUUGUUUUUUGGUUCAAUUGAAUUGAUCAAAUCAUAUCUUUUAGUAGUAUAUCCCAACCAUGGUAUUGUUUAAAUGAUUAGAUACCUUUUAAGAGAAUUUUGGUGGAUACGAUGUUACUUACUAAGAGAACUUUAUAGGAUUUACAGAAAUGGUCACAAGAUAGCUUAUAGAAUUUUGUGUAAGACGGUUCCCCCGUAGGAUUAACCAUGUACAGAUUGAAUAAGCCAACUAAUCCAGUUAUUAGCAUAUGUGUUUCAUAUUUUAAACUCGUCUCACCAAGAGACGAUCUCUCA
Messenger RNA from Amaranthus tricolor (Joseph's coat), 2706 nucleotides. RefSeq names its product WD repeat-containing protein GTS1. Gene Ontology annotation, molecular function: protein binding. NCBI's taxonomy places the organism in Eukaryota, Viridiplantae, Streptophyta, Magnoliopsida, Caryophyllales, Amaranthaceae. The transcript is spliced from 8 exons. The record is from RefSeq and is a predicted model, not a curated record. The coding region runs from base 362 to 1531 and encodes 389 amino acids.